Melanotaenia boesemani (Boeseman's rainbowfish) is the source of this 3664-nucleotide messenger RNA. Its product is annotated as myocardial zonula adherens protein. Gene Ontology annotation, biological process: intracellular signal transduction. Gene Ontology annotation, cellular component: intracellular anatomical structure. Lineage: Eukaryota; Metazoa; Chordata; Actinopteri; Atheriniformes; Melanotaeniidae. The record is from RefSeq and is a predicted model, not a curated record. The coding region runs from base 432 to 2420 and encodes 662 amino acids. The transcript has 14 exons.
AUAGGGAGGCAGGUGAAAUGUAGCCCGACAGGUCUGAUAGGAAAACAGAGAGAGAGAGUCAGCAAGCAGGUCAGCAGAUGCAGGGAGGCAACUGAGAGACUGACAAGCCUGCUAGCCGAGAGGAUUUUCACUCAGAGUGGUCUGGCUGGAAUUAAAAACAUGACACAGAAGUGUUACUGAGUGUGGGACUGGACUGCAGCUGAUCAUUUCUCUGACAGAGAGGGAAGGUACCUCUGAACCUCAGGGCCUUGUGGAUUCAACACCAGCAGGCUCAACUAAGUGGAUUUACCCUCCUCUUCCCAGUCUGGAGCCGGGGGCAGAUGGUCACUCUGAGAGCCUGAGCAGAACUCAGGAAGGAGAGUGAGAGGAAGGGUGGGAGGAGGGCUGGAGAGGAAGAGAAGGAGAAGCGAGGAGUGGACAUAAGAGGAGACAUGCUUCGCAACGGUUCAAGACGAACUGUUUCCACCACCACCACAGAGGACUCUCCAGAGUUUUUAAGAGAGAGGAGGAUCAGACGCCUCAGGCUAACUCUACAUGCGGGAGGGGAUGGAACAGAGCAGGCAAAAACUGCAGACACAGCUGAGACAAAGAAAGGUGUCAACGAGACAUGGAAGAAGAAGAACGGGCUGAUCUACAGAGAGAGGCCAGCUGGCAGGGAGUCGCCUGAGCAGCACUGUGGAGACACAACCAAUGGGGUGCCACAGACCUCUCUGCAGCAUCAUGGGCCCAAAGUGUACGGCAUAGUGCAGAGGACAAGCUCUGACAGACAGCAGGAAGUGAUGGCUCGUGAGUGGACUUUCAGUCACCUUCAGGAUGAAAUGAGCUAUAUCCGGCAGGUAAGGGACUCUUUGGAGAAGGUGAGAGAGCGGAUGUAUGGGCAGUUUGGAGGAAUGCAGCAGUCAGUGGAGAAGCUUUCACAGGAAAUCAGGGCUGCCAACUCACAAAAGAGAAGUCUGGAAUCAGAGGUGAAGAUCCGGACAGCAGCCAUGGAGAGCUUUGAUCAGAUGAACAGCUCUCUUAUAUCUGCCAACAUCGGCUUGCAGAAAUCCCUUUUGGAGAACUGUCAGAACAGAGUGGACGUAAGAGAAGAGGUGAAAAGUUUACGUAGCACCUGUGAGAAAACAAAAGAAAAGCUCAGGGACAAGGAGCGGGAGCUGGCUGCAGCACAGGCUGAAAACCAAACGCUGAGACUCCAGGUGGAGUCUUCACAGGAGGCCAACACUCGGGCACUGCAAGAGCUCUCUGCAAAGCUGCAGAAGGAUUACAAUGAAAAGCUGCAGGAGGAACAACGGAAACACAGAGAGGAGAUUGAAAACCUACAGGCACAACUGGACGAGUACAUCAGGCGACUGGAGGAAGCUGAGAGAAACAUCAAGCUAGCAGAGGCCAAGAUUGCUGAAAGAGACCAGCGGAUCAUAGAAGUGGAGCGUCUCCUGGAUUGUAUGGGAAAAGAGAAGAGUCAAUUCCAGAAGAAGCUGCAGGAAUGUGAACAGCGUCUCCGUUUGAUGGAGCUGACAGACACAACUGAUGCAACUGUAGCCAAAAGAUCCAAAGAACUGCAGGGUGAAGCUGUGGAUCUCCGUGAAAGAAUCAAACACUUGAACGACAUGGUGUUCUGUCAGCAGAGGAAAGUCAAAGGAAUGAUAGAGGAGGUUGAAUCUCUACGUGCUCAAGUCGCUCAGAAGGAUAUGUUCAUCUCAGAGCUUCUGGACAGAAUUGCAAUAGUGGAGUGUGAGAAUAAUGAAUUAGAAGACAAGCUGAAGUAUUUUAUGUCCACACAGAAUAGACCACAAGUGGUUUUGGAAACAAGAGACAUAGGAGUAGGCUGUGAUCUGCUCCCCAGAAAUGAAGCGCAGAAGCAUGAUGUUGAACCUGUUCUUUCUGAACCUGCUCAUCUCCAUUCCAUGCAACUCCCAUCACUUGUCCAACCUCCUUCACCAGUGGAAGCUUCAUCACUCACUCAGCUUCUAUCACCCACUCAGCCUCUGCCAUCACCCACACAGCCUUCAUCCCCAACACAUCCCGCACCUUCAUCAUCUCCCUUCCGACAUCCAUCACUCUACCUAACAAUGCCCACCCAGCCAAGAACGUUCACAUCUAAUAACCCUCCACCCAGCAGGUUAGAGUCCAGCUUACUGAGGUACACUCCUGUUCAAUACAGCCGCUUCCUGCAAUCCAACACCACAGCGGGUGUGGGUGGGUCAUCAUCCUACAACCAUCUGUCUGAGUCUGAACCUAAUGUGAGUCCGGUUCAAUCUGGAAGAGAUGAGGUGGAUGCAGAAACAAAAACAGACACACAAUCCAGUAAAGAGGAGUCUUCUUCAUCCAUGUCCUCCUCUUCACCAAGAUCAAGAGUACCUCAAGUUUAUACACCGUUCAUGAAACUUAUGGAAAUAACAGCCAAGAUAAACAUAGAGUAAUACCAAACUUUCACCUUUUGGAAAAAUCAAGAACCAAUAUUUCAAUAUGGAGAUUCAUACCACUCAUUUAUUAAGGAAACAAUGCAGCCACAAUCCACUGUAAAAAAAAAAAAAAAACACAAAAAUUUUGUAGGUAUUUCAACUAAUAAUGUCUAAUAUUAUUUUGACAAAAAAAAAAACUUAAAAUAUUCAUACGCUGAUAUUCUAUUAUCUUUUUUUAUAUUUGAAGAAACCAGGCACUAUGAAACACUGUGUCUUAUAUACAAGUCAUUGCUGUUUCUUUUCAUAAUUACAGAAUCAGUUUUCACUGUAGCAAAGACUUUAAACCAAGUCUAUGCAACUUAAAAAUUUGAUUGUCAAAGUGUGAAAGAAUGUGUGACACCUUUGUAAUCACCAACAUUUUAACAAUUACAAGUUAAUCACUAUAUUAGUAACUCUGAUUUAAAUUAGGCCCUAAAUUUUCAUUGUAAUUGAACUCCAUUCAUUGUUUGGUUCUAGUUCCUAAAACGCUCCCUGACUCUACAGUGGAUGUACCAAAAUGCUAACAAGUGGUAUAAAAGUUUAACUAUUCCUAAUUUUCAGAGUUUAUAAAAUCAUCAUACAUGUAAUUUUAAAACAGUGAAAAGCUGACAAAUUUGUAAUUUCUAUGUUACACAUGGUGAAAAAUAGAACUUGUCCAUGAUGUAAAAAGUUUAUGCAUGCACGUAGCUGUUGCAAUAAUAAUAAAUAUUGGUCUCUGUGGAUGUACAUAAUGACAGAAUAUUUUUUUAAUAAUGUGCUGAAAAUUGUUCCCCUUUGUUUACAGUAAAUUGAGCCCACUUACAUUGUUAAUUGAGCUAAAAGCUUUGUGUUCUUUAUAAAGUUUGAUGGUUAUUGUAUGUAUUUCCAAUCAUUUUAUAAUUGCUCUGUAAAGAUUAAAUGAAUAUAAUUUUGCUAUUGUAACAUUGUGUAAAUAAUAUUUAUUAGCAUGCACUGUGCCUUUGUAAACAGAAGAUUGUGGUGAUGGGAAUGAAUGGAAUUGGAUACAGGGUAAUUGGAUAUUAUACAUAUAAUAAACAUCUAUGCUAAAGACUUAUCAAUCCCUUAAGGAUGUUGAUAUUAAAGUAUAUGUCAUUUCUGAGCCACAAGCAUUAGCAUUGUCCAGAUGUUAUCUGUACUGCCACAACUGUCUUUAAUGAGCUUUAAAAUGUGCCUUCCUCCUAAUGAUACAUAUCAAACUGAGAGUAAAGAAAAGAAUAAGACUA